Molecule: messenger RNA, 513 nt
Organism: Hibiscus syriacus
Lineage: Eukaryota; Viridiplantae; Streptophyta; Magnoliopsida; Malvales; Malvaceae
Exons: 1
Coding region: 48-506 (152 amino acids)
Source: RefSeq, a predicted model, not a curated record
UCCCUCCACUUGCGUACUACACCACCGCAUCUUCAUUUCUCUCUCAAAUGGCUGAUGAAACAAAAUCGAGAUGGGAAGGAAAGGUCACGGCGGAGCUAAAAGCCUCAACGGCAGAUGAGAUAUGGCCGUUCAUAGCUGAAUUCUGCAACUUGGACAAGUUUUUCCCCACGGUUGAUACGUGUUAUCGAAAGGAAGGGACUCCUGGUCAGCCCGGUCUGGUCCGUUACUGUGAAGGCAAGAGCGGGUGGGUCAACGAGAAGCUUUUAACCAUCGAUCCGAUCAAUCACUCGCUAAGCUACGAGAUCCUGGAAAAUAACAUGGGGUUCAAAAACUACGUCGCCACUUUCAAAUUGUUGCCGGUGGAAGGCAAUGGUUGCAAGAUCGAGUGGUCAUUUAUUUCCGAUCCGAUCGAAGGGUUGAGAUUGGAAGAUUUGGUUUCUCUUAUUGAUGAUACUCUGCAAUUCAUGGGAAAGAAAAUGGAAGAGGCUGCACUUGGUCAAAGCUAGACGUUGA